GAGUUAAAUCCGGAUCCGACCUUCACAGGAUGGGGCCCUUUCAUUCGCGAUGACUACUAUAUCCAACCGGUCACGGAGGGAGCGAUCAUUGUCGCCAGCUUGGUUUUCGGUCUUGCAAAUUUCUUCGCCAUUACAGCAGCGUACAUCGCUUACAGGCAAACAAGAGCAUGUCGGAAUCCGUUGAGGAGUGCAUACAUCUGGAUGAUAUGGCUGGAAUUAGCUGCAUCUUUCGUGAUCGCGAUUGAGUGCUUGCUGUACCUGUUGAAAGCAAUCAGACCGAGUUUCUGGUUCUACAUGUCAAUUUUGUUGAACUGGUCAAUUCAAGUGCAGUUACUCCUCCAAAUCAUCAUCAAUCGAGUGCGCAUCAUCUUGGCCGACAGACACAAAGGCCGUCUCCUCAUGAUCGGUACUGCCAUUAUCGUCACACUGAUCAACAUCAGUGUAUUCUGCAUAUGGAUGCCUGCACGCCUUCAGAUCAGCAAUCAGUGGGUUCACAUCAACAAUAUCUGGGAUCGAAUCGAAAAGGUCCUAUACUUGCUCAUUGACGGGUUUCUCAACUUCUACUUCAUGCGAGUAGUCAGAGCAAACCUUGUCAAGAACGGUCUUGAGAAAUACAACAGGCUUGUCAUGUUUAACCAGCGCAUAGUCGUCAUCUCUUUGCUGAUGGACGUCAUGAUCAUUGCCGCGAUGUGGGUCCCAAACGGAUUUGUAUAUGCCAUCUUCCACCCACUAGCCUACCUUGUGAAGCUCAACAUCGAGAUGUCAAUGGCGCACCUAAUCAAGAAGAUUGCAAUGGAUCGCUCACGCAACAGUGACCUGUUCAUCAUCCCAAACUCGUACAAUAGUGCU
Molecule: messenger RNA, 849 nt
Organism: Macroventuria anomochaeta
Lineage: Eukaryota; Fungi; Ascomycota; Dothideomycetes; Pleosporales; Didymellaceae
Exons: 4
Source: RefSeq, a predicted model, not a curated record